Molecule: messenger RNA, 552 nt
Organism: Dermacentor andersoni
Lineage: Eukaryota; Metazoa; Arthropoda; Arachnida; Ixodida; Ixodidae
Source: RefSeq, a predicted model, not a curated record
CCAAGAUUCUGCGCAGUCGUCCGAUAGCGUCUGCUUGUACCUGCAUGUUUGUAAUGCAUACUGUAAUGGCUUAUGCAUUACGAAUUUCGGGAAGAAAUAACAUGCGCGCACUGCAGAGAGCUCAGCCCAUAAUGACAUGUGCGCAGAAUCUGUCACAAAAGUCCUUCAAGGUUGAACACGACACAAAGAAACAGGAGUUCUUUAUCAAACUCGGCAAAGAUAAGGCCGUCUUGCAGUAUGAAGUGAUUGGCCCAAAAACGCUCGAUCUGGUGCACACAGAAGUUCCCGAGCCUUUGCGAGGCAAAGGCAUUGCGAAACACCUAGCCAAGGCUGCUCUCGACUACGUGGCUGGGAAAGAUAUGCAAGCCAGAAUCACGUGUCCAUAUGUUGGCAACUUUGCGCAAAGUGACACAGCAAAGGAGCAGUACCAAAACAGCAUUAUUAAGUGAUGUCGCCUGCUUUGAUCUAGACAUUACAGCCUUACUGUGCUGGAAGUAGCACUCUGCAGGCAUUUUCACUGCACGUAAAGUACAUUAAAAUGAACGAAACUCU